AUGGCAACACGCAUCAGAUCGAUGCGCGUAGCACUCCGUGAGCAUCUGGAGAAGUUGAAAACACCGGGCAAAUGGGAACAUAUUACACAGCAGAUCGGAAUGUUCUCUUUCCUAGGAUUGACACGUAUGUAUCUUCAUUAA
This is a messenger RNA of Anisakis simplex (herring worm), 141 nucleotides long. The record is from the annotation of a GenBank genome assembly. NCBI's taxonomy places the organism in Eukaryota, Metazoa, Nematoda, Chromadorea, Rhabditida, Anisakidae.